Molecule: messenger RNA, 1433 nt
Organism: Humulus lupulus (European hop)
Lineage: Eukaryota; Viridiplantae; Streptophyta; Magnoliopsida; Rosales; Cannabaceae
Product: protein CIA1-like
Exons: 10
Coding region: 201-1262 (353 amino acids)
Biological process (GO): iron-sulfur cluster assembly
Cellular component (GO): cytosolic [4Fe-4S] assembly targeting complex
Molecular function (GO): protein binding
Source: RefSeq, a predicted model, not a curated record
CUACCGCCAUAAGUUUAAUAUUUAGCUCGGCGCGUGAUUUCGACGCGCCACAGUCCACAAAAUCGACCUAAAACACCACACUGGGCAACCAGCCCGUGACUUCCAUUGCUCAAUCAUAAUCAUAUUCAUAUGGCACAAUAUAUUUAUACACUCAUACAUGAACUAUUGAAACGAGUUUAUUAGUCUCUGUAAUUUGGGGUAUGGAGUUCUUGGAUGGGCGAUUCGAGCUGAGAGAGAUUCAGAAGCUUGAGGGUCACAGCGAUAGAGUAUGGAGCCUGGCGUGGAACCCAGCCACUGGUGUAACUGGGGUUCCACAUGUAUUCGCUUCUUGUAGCGGCGAUAAGACCGUACGUAUUUGGGAGGAGAGUAUUUCUACCGGUUCAUGGAACUGCAAGGCAGUUCUGGAAGAAACACACACUAGAACUGUUCGAUCCUGUGCUUGGUCGCCAUCGGGAGAUUUAUUGGCUACUGUGAGCUUUGAUGCCACCACUGCUAUUUGGGAAAACGUUGGGGGUGAUUAUGAAUGUGUUUCCACUUUGGAGGGUCACGAAAAUGAAGUCAAAAGUAUUUCGUGGAAUGCAUCUGGGUCAUUGCUUGCUACAUGUGGUCGAGAUAAAACUGUUUGGAUUUGGGAAGUACAGCCAGGUCAUGAGUAUGAGUGUGUUGCUGUGUUGCAAGGUCAUACACAGGAUGUAAAAAUGGUUCAGUGGCAUCCAGCCAUGGAUGUUUUGGUCUCUUGUAGUUAUGAUAAUAGUAUUAAGAUUUGGGCAGACGACGGUGAUGAUGAUAAUUGGACGUGUGUACAAACUUUAGACGAACCUAACAAUGGUCACUCUUCUACUGUUUGGGCUCUUUCAUUUAAUUCCAGCGGAGAUAAAAUGGUUAGCAGUAGCGACGACCUUACUUUGAAGAUAUGGGGAACGGACUUGGCAAGGAUGCAGUCUAGUGAAGGUUACACACCUUGGAGACAUCUUUGUACAAUUUCAGGUUAUCAUGAUCGGACAAUCUUCUCGGUGCAUUGGUCUAGGGAAGGUAUCAUUGCCAGUGGCGCAGCUGAUGAUGCCAUGCGGUUUUUUGUGGAAAACUCGGACAAAGAUGGUUUGGUUGAUGGACCCAUGUAUAAACUGCUACUGAAAGAGGAAAAGGCCCAUGACAUGGAUGUAAAUUCAGUGCAAUGGAGCCCUGGGGAGAAACGGCUACUUGCUUCUGCCAGUGAUGAUGGAACGAUUAAAAUAUGGGAGCUUGCACCUGUACCCAGCUGAAGAAAAUUACAGAAUCUCCUCAUAAAUUAUGUGUAAUUGCAAAGAUCUUCCUUCUAUUGGUCCAAUUUUGUCAGUCAACAGAUUAAUAUAGUUUAAUCGAGAAAUAUGACUUGUAAUUUUCAACAAUAAUUAUUGAUCAUUUAUUUGAACAAUGCAAAGGUUUUGAGUGAA